Molecule: messenger RNA, 2008 nt
Organism: Corticium candelabrum
Lineage: Eukaryota; Metazoa; Porifera; Homoscleromorpha; Homosclerophorida; Plakinidae
Product: ectonucleoside triphosphate diphosphohydrolase 7-like
Exons: 6
Coding region: 17-1810 (597 amino acids)
Biological process (GO): UDP catabolic process
Cellular component (GO): Golgi apparatus
Molecular function (GO): UDP phosphatase activity; GDP phosphatase activity
Source: RefSeq, a predicted model, not a curated record
AUGCCUACUACUGAGGAUGUCAUGGUCGUUCUCCGUCUCACAACGAUCAGAAGUCGUCUUGAGAUUAAAAUCUUACGUUACAAGAUGCUCGCCGAUAUCAGAAUGGAAAUAUGAACGAAUUACCAGCGUCUUCACGUUGCGCUUCUUUGUCGUCGCUCUCCUCGCCGUUUGUCUUUUUGCUGUGUAUUUCAACGCGUUUCGGAUGCCUUUAAUUGAAUGGCCGGCAAACGGAGAUGUCGAUUUCGACCCUAGAACGCGUGGCAAAGCAUCAAAGAGUGUUCGACAGGAUUGGUCACGUGGUAUUGUUAUUGAUGCCGGGAGUAGUGGGUCGCGUGCCUAUCUGUACCGCUGGCUCCAGCAUUCCGGGAAUCCAGAAGAAUUACUGAGAAUUGAGCAGAUGAAAGAUGGCAAUGGAAGAGGGAUGGUGAAAAAGCAAGAACCAGGAAUCUCUUCAUUUGUGGACGAUCCUCAGAAAGCAUUUGAUUCACUGCGGCCACUACUUGAUUUUGCUGCUACAAAUAUUCCGGAGUCGAGCCAUCGAGAUACUCAGCUCUUUGUCUUGGCAACUGCUGGUCUUAGACUUCUACCUCAGGAAAAGCAGGACAGGCUGUUGCAGACGUUGCGGUUGAAUAUCAGAAGCAAUUAUGUGUUUCAUUUGCCUGACACUCACGUGGAGGUUUUGUCUGGCAGAAUGGAAGGAAUCUAUGGCUGGAUUGCUGUGAACUAUGUUCUGGGUAGAUUUGAUCAUUCUCGCACAACUUUUAGCAGCAGCAGUCCCGUUCCACAACAGUCAACUGUGGGAGCAUUAGAUCUGGGAGGAGCUUCGGCACAGAUCACAUUUGAAGUCGAUGACAAAACGUCGAUUCUUCCAUCCAAUACAGCGAUCAUCAACCUUGGCUGCGAUUCUCACAGCACGAUACAUUCCCAUCGGCUCUAUGUGACGACUCUCCUCAGCUACGGCUCCAACGAGGCUCUCUCUAGAUAUCACAACUUUCUUCUCGAUACGCGUCACACGUCCACGAAUGCAUCACUGUCUAUAGUCACUGAUCCUUGUCUUCCUCUCAACAGACGAGAAGUUGUGACUGUGAAAGAGAGAAACGUUCAGUUGUCGUUGAUUGGGAUUGGAAAUUUUACGGAUUGUCGUCGGAUGUUGAGGAAUGUUAUUGACAAGGCGUUGCCUUGUGGUAAGGUACCUUGUGUGAGUGAUGGGGUUGCUUCACAGCCACCAGUUGGUCAGCAGAGUGACUUCUUUGGAGUCGGGGAGUAUUGGUUUACGACAGACAUGGCAGGAUUGAGUGGUUUAUAUGAUGCGCGGAAGUUUGAAAGAGUAGCAAUGGCUUACUGUCACACAAGAUGGUCACAACUGGAACGUCACUUCAAGUCCAAGCUUUACCCAAAACAUGCAGGAUGGGAUCGUUUGAGAUUGCAGUGUUUCAAGUCGGCUUGGUUGUCGAUCAUGUUGCAUGACGUAUAUCACUUUCCUCGCAACUCCAGCUUCCAUCUGACGACAACCGAGCAGAUCAAUCAUCACACAAUCCAAUGGACUCUCGGAGCCAUCUUAUUCAAGACACGCUACUUGCCACUGCGCGAAGUCCAGAGACACAACUUGCAAAAAUCACAACACAACGACAGAGCCGAUGGACACAAAUUUAGUUUUCUGAUAUUUAUUGUUAUUUGUGUGGCACUUUUUGUGUUUUAUUUGUAUUGGACUAAAAGAAAGAGUGUCGGGAGAAUAGUGUCACCACAACCUCGGUUUUUCGCCAAAGGUCGUGUUUUUAAAUUCAGUGAGUCGUUGGACGAGAACGUGUGAAGGAAGAGAUAUAUUGUUAUAUUGAGUAAAAUGAAUUUGUGUAUAGAAAUUUGUCUAUGAACUGAGGCAUAUAGUGUACGGUCAUAGAAGAUGUUAUUUAUAUGAAUUUAAAUUAUAUUCUUAGUACACUGUGUUACUUCAAUUUUAUUUGAGUAAACGGAUGGUUUCUAAGGCAGUAGAAAUAAAUAAAUAAUAAAU